AUGGAUGCCAUGGCCUUCCUGGAAAUUGAUGAGCUGAUACCGCCUCUGGAUGUGGAGUGGGUCUGGCAUUGCCACAUGCUCUCCCCGACGGCAUACAAAGAAGAUGUCCUCCGCAUCACGAACAACGAGGGUGUCCCGAACCACUGCCUACGUUCGCGGCAUUCCAACGACUGGUUCGUCGCUCGAUCGAGAUCGAUGCAGCUUUGGGUGGAGCACACCUCGGAGCCUUUCGACAUUGUCCCAGUGCUGGCAAAAGCCCCUAUGAAAGAAGACCUGAAUGAGCCCCUCAACUGCCUCAGCCAGUACGACUUGAUAGGGGCCUGCGAGCGUCAAAGUGCCUUCUACUAUCAGGUUGCCGUGAUGCCCCACUACCGCGAUCGAUAUUUCCUCCAGCUGGCGGCCGAGAGGUAUCUAGACAAGUUCUUAGAGUUGAAGAGACAGCGUCCAGAUGAGUUCUGGGUGCCGACCUACGACAUCGACUGCAUUUGGCACGCGCAUCAGCUACAUCCCUGGAAAUAUGAAGAGGAGACUGCUGAGCUUUGCGGCCGUCUCCUCCCACACGAUGACAGUGUGAAUGACCGCAGCUCGGGAUCCCAGCUGUCCCUUCGAUGGGAGCAAACGAAGCAAGCCUGGAAGGAGAUCUUUCGUGACGAAGGACCAUACCGCAGCGGCAGCAUGUACCGGGGUACCGUGACGGCGCAGGAGCGAUUGAGUCGCGAGCAGCAGUGGAACUACAUGCGCUCCGUGAUUGGUCCGGAUGUAAACAUCCGCGCCGACGUGGUCUGGAAGGUCACGCUCGGGCCUGCGUGGGCGGAGCCUCAGAGGACCGAGUUGAAGUGGGUCCACCGGAAAGAUCUGGACAACGAGGUGAAUGCUGUGGUGGGACUUCGACGCUUCUCCUCCUUGGGCACACUGAAUGCGCAGGUGGUACACGGCCGAACCAAGCAGAAGAGCUUCAGCUAUGUGGAGGUCAUGAAAGAUCCUCAUAAGCUGCUGCCAGUCGUCACAGCGCACUCCAUCGACUUUGAUCAACUUCCGAAUGAGAUGCAGGUAAGCGCUGAGGCUGCGACGUGCCCCACAUUGGACAAGCAGGAAAAGGCUUAUCUCAUCCGAGUGGCCGGCGAAGAUGUGGCGGUGCUGGUGGGCGAAUGGGCCGGCUACCGACUUGGAAAAGCUCAAAAAGGAAGGCCUGGCAAGAAGCCGGUGAGGUUGGUGGGAGCAGCAGGUCGACUCUUUGUGCGAAUGUACGCGCUGAGGUCUUAUGGAGAGAUGGAGGUGGAUGCUCAUCUCCCAGCGUCGACCAUUCCCUCCUCGUAUUCCUUCUCCUUGAUGGGCCUGAAGCUCCCUCGAUGUACGGAGAAAAUCCACAUCGACCUCGCCGAGGGCAAAGUCUGGGGCUUCACAAACACCAUCUCUAUGGCGGUUGCCUUUGGCUUCGCCCUCACUUUUGCAGCCCUGCACGUGGGGCUACAGCCGCUCAGAGCCGAAGACGAAGCCUCGCACAGCGUCUGCCCCGACUAUGCCAGCGACCACAAGCAGUCUCUACCCAGCAUGGACGGUGCAGCAGAGGUCGCUUGUAGCAUCGAGCAGGGGCGGGUCGAGUGGGGCUUGCGUCCGACCACAAUGACGGUGGACAUGAUGGAGGACACGACGGAGGAUUCGACUUCGACGGAGGUGGAGACGAUGGGGGUGAUCCGGGCGGCUGUGGUGGUUGCGGCGGGUGCGGAGGAUGCGGGGGCUGAGACGUCUCAGUUUCACUUGUUCUGUGGCACCCAGAAAUACCUUGGCCGCGGGGACCGCGCCAUGUCACAACUGCCUUUGCCAUCUCAUCCGGCACUACGGCUGGCCAACAGGAAUGACGAUGACUUGUUCGAGCACCUGGAGGACUGGCUGUCCAGACUGCAGAAGCUCAUCAACAGCAACCUCUUCCCGGGCGGCGCAGGGAUCCCGCUGGAUCUUCCGAGCGGGCCAAAAACCCGAGUCGCAGAGAAGGAGCUGAAUCAGUCUGCAGAGGUGGAGGAAGCCUUGCAGAGACGGGAUGAGCAGGUGAAGGAACACCUGGAGGACUGGCUGUCGCGCGUGCAGAUCUUCUUCCUUGACAAGGACAAGAGAGCUGGCGCCAUUUCAGAGGUCCUUCCACGUAGCCCUUCGAAGAGCCUGAGUAACAACAAGAAGCCCGUGGCCAACAGCUUUCAAGGCCAAUUGCACUUUGGCCAGACGUUGUCUCACACGGUGAGCCUUGAAGGUCUGGAUGAAGAGGAAGAGACUCUCGUAGAUUCGCAGGACGGAUGGUGGUCGAACUUCGUGAAAAUGAUGCCCAGCAGCAGGCCAAUUGAGCCUGAAAGCACUCUGGCCUGGCAGCGUCAUUUGCAACGUUUCGUCGGGUCGACUCGAUUUGAAUCCUUAUCCGCGACCGUGAUUAUCACCAACUCCAUAUUCACGGCCAUCCAAGUGCAGUGGGCGGCUGCUGACCCGUUCACGCCCCCUGACGACAUACUCUUCAUUAUCGGUUCCAUCUACACCCUCGUUUUCACUAUUGAGCUGAUGCUACGGCUCCUUGCAGGAGGUCUUGGUGUUGUUUGCAAAGAAGACUGGGGCUGGAUCGCGCUGGAUGUGGUGGUAGUGGGAUCGAGCAUCUUCGAGUUCGCCUUGGAGAUAACGAUUCGACUGGAAGCAGAGGAUUCGUCCGAAGCGAAUGUUAGUACAAGCAUGCGGCUGGUCCGAGUUCUCCGAGUGGCCAAGAUCACUCGUGCUAUCCGCAUCGUCAGGUUGGUGAAGUUUGUUCGCUCUCUGCGGACAUUGCUGUAUUGCAUCGGGCGGACGCUGCGAGCCAUGCUUUGGUCGGGAAUCCUCCUCCUUCUGAUAAUCUUCCUUUUCGCGUUGAUCUUCACGGACAUUACCACCGAAUACCUGACCGAUCCCGCUCGAGAUGACCUGGUAGCAAACUACAUCAAAGUGCGGUUUGGUGCGCUGGACUCUUCGAUGCACACUCUUUUUGCUUGCACCACUGGCGGCUUAACUUGGAUCGAAACUCGGGACAGCUUGGCCGUGAUCAACGAGCUAUGGGGAUUCCUCUUCGAGGCGACCUUAUCCGACUGGUAA
Messenger RNA from Symbiodinium sp. CCMP2592, 3102 nucleotides. Lineage: Eukaryota; Dinophyceae; Suessiales; Symbiodiniaceae. The record is from the annotation of a GenBank genome assembly.